AAUUUGCUUUUAUUUCUGUACCAGCACUCUAUUUUUUUAGUUUAUCUGCAGUCUUCCUCAAGCUGUAUUCUUUUCCCUUUACGUUUCUAGUUAAGAGUUUUGGCUUUGCCUAUUUCUAUUCUACUCUCACUUGCCCUAGAAAAAAUUAUCUUGCUAGCAAAAGAGAAAAACAAGAACUUUACCAGGAAAAACAGAACCAAAAGAGGAGCAUUGUGAUGCAACGAGUGGUGUCAUUUAAUUUUUUGAUUUGAUUUGAAAUUUUGUUGUUGUUGGGAGGAUUUGUUUGGUGACCAUGGUCAUUGGUAUGUGCCGUUCCUUUCGCGAUCGAGCUCUCGACCGAUGCUAUCACUGCUUCCCUUGCCUCUCCGAUCCUGCACGGAGAUCAUCGUUGGUUUUGAAAGUGACAUUAGUGAUGCUGCAUCUGGUAUACGUUGGCAUUCUCUUCCUUUUCGAUAGUGAUUUGAUAGAUAAAACGAAAAAAGAACCCUGGUACACUGCUUUAUAUUUGUUGUUGUUUUUCGCCACAUUGGUGCAAUACUUCAUUACUUCUGGUUCUUCUCCUGGUUAUGUCCUUGAUGCAAUGAGGGCUGUUAAUGAGACAAAUGUGAUAUGUAAGAAGUCAUCAAUGGCCAAACAAAGACAGACUGCUUCAAGCAAAAAUGGAAGCUUGCCUGUAGAAGGGUGUCAAUCAGGAAGAAAUUUUCAAGGGACUAAUUCUACUUCUUGGACAAAGUUGGUGAUGGACAUGUAUCCCCCUGGAACCUCCAUUAGGUCUUGCAUUUGCCCCUAUUGUAAUGUUGAACAGCCUCCACGUGCAAAGCAUUGUUAUGAUUGUGAUAAAUGUGUUCUUCACUUUGAUCACCAUUGUGUAUGGCUCGGAACAUGCAUUGGCCAGGGUAAUCACUGUAAAUUUUGGUGGUACAUUUGUGAAGAGAGUGCGCUGUGCCUCUGGACUGGCAUCUUGUACAUUACUUACCUGAGGGCCAACAUAUCAAGGGCCUGGUGGAAUGAUGCUAUUGCGAUUUUACUAUUGAUCCCCUUGUCAAUUUUUAUUGUGUUUCUACUACUACUUCUAUUUUUUCAUAGCUAUCUUAUUCUGACAAAUCAGACAACUUAUGAACUCGUUAGACGCAGGCGAAUCCCAUAUCUAAGGGGGAUUCCUGAGCGAGUAUAUCCUUUUAGUAAAGGAGUUUGCCACAAUUUAUAUGACUUCUGUUGUGAUGGAAGCAACAUAUACAGUUUGGAACCUCUGCCCUCAGCUCAAGAGCUUGAAGAAAAGUCAAGGCCCUACACUUGCUUAGAUGUUUUAACAUGCCGUUGCUGCUGACAUUAUAGGGCAAUAUAUCAUUUACCAUAUCUAUGAACUGAUUCUUUACCCGCAAAAUUUUAAUGUGAGGUGGUGUUAUGUAUCAUUUAUUUAGAUAUGGUUGGCUUAAGGCAGAGUUGCUUGUCGGGUUUAGAUUUAUACUUCUGAUGUUUUAAACUGUGUUAGAUUUAUAUUCUAACUAUUAUUUGAUAAGGCUUGUUACCCA
Messenger RNA from Gossypium raimondii (Peruvian cotton), 1532 nucleotides. RefSeq names its product protein S-acyltransferase 10. The transcript has 11 exons. Gene Ontology annotation, molecular function: protein-cysteine S-palmitoyltransferase activity. The record is from RefSeq and is a predicted model, not a curated record. The coding region runs from base 293 to 1327 and encodes 344 amino acids. Gene Ontology annotation, biological process: peptidyl-L-cysteine S-palmitoylation; protein targeting to membrane. Gene Ontology annotation, cellular component: endoplasmic reticulum; Golgi apparatus. Lineage: Eukaryota; Viridiplantae; Streptophyta; Magnoliopsida; Malvales; Malvaceae.